Molecule: messenger RNA, 1915 nt
Organism: Magnolia sinica
Lineage: Eukaryota; Viridiplantae; Streptophyta; Magnoliopsida; Magnoliales; Magnoliaceae
Product: geraniol 8-hydroxylase-like
Exons: 3
Coding region: 48-1631 (527 amino acids)
Molecular function (GO): monooxygenase activity; oxidoreductase activity, acting on paired donors, with incorporation or reduction of molecular oxygen; heme binding
Source: RefSeq, a predicted model, not a curated record
ACCUUCUCACUCGAAAAACCACGAUCAAAACUCAAAGAGUUUUUGGAAUGGAGCAGGUACACCUUCUCCUCUCCGCCACGACCGCCCACCUCUCCUCCCUCCAAUCAUCCACCAUCAUCGCCAUCGCCGCUUCCAUAGUCGCCUUCCUCCUACUUCCGAUCAUCUUCCGCCGCUCGAACUGGCGGAAUGCCCCGCCGGGCCCCACCGGGUGGCCCGUGAUAGGCUACCUGCCGUACCUGACGGAUCGGCUGCACGAGGACCUCCACAAGUUCUCCUUCACCUACGGCCCGAUCUUCAGUCUCCGGAUGGGCCAGAAGCCGGCGAUCGUCGUAUCUUCGCCGGACAUCACAAGGGAGAUCCUCAAGCACAAGGACCUUACCUUCUCUAGCCGCACGAUCACCGAGGCCGUGCGAUGCGUGACGUACGAUGCCACGUCACUUGUCUUCGUGCCGUAUGGCGCCAGGUGGAGGCUGCUCCGGAAGAUCCUGACAACCGAGCUGUUCUCAUCCCGGUCCAUCGAACUAUUGCAGCCCGCUCGCAAACAUCAGGUCCGUGUACUACUUAAGAAUUUGUACACUGCAUGGGAAUCGAUGACGCCAAUCAACAUCGCAGAUUCGACGUUUGUGGUUUCGGCGAACCUGGUGAGCAAUCUGGUAUGCUCGAAGAACCUAUUCGACAACACGAAGAAGGAAGGAAGGGAGCUGAAGGAGAUGGUGUGGGAGAUACUGGAGGUUGUCGGGGCGCCGAACCUGGCGGACCUCAUACCGUCAUUGAAGGUUUUGGACCCACAGGGGCUGAAGAGGAGGGUGUGGAAGGUGGUGAAGAGGUUCGAUGACUUCUUCGAGAAGCUGAUCGACGAGCGGUUGGAGGAGAGGAAGAAGGGAGUGAAGAUCAAUGAGAACGGGAGGAUGGAUAUGCUGGAUGUGUUCAUGGAUUACCGAAGUGACAAGAAGGACGAUGAGCUUAAGGAAUUCUCGAGGGUCGAUAUCAAAGGAAUGUUAUCGGACAUGUUCGUCGCCGGCACCGACACUUCUUCAAGCACGGUUGAAUGGGGGAUGACUGAAAUUCUUCGAAAGCCCACUGUCUACAAGAAAAUACUAGCGGAGCUCGACGAAGUGGUUGGAAGGAACCGCUUCGUUGAGGAGGCCGACAUCCCGAAGCUCACUUACUUCCAAGCAGUGGUGAAAGAAGUCUUCCGGCUCCACCCAGGGGUCCCGCUCCUUAUCCCACGCCGAACUGGCGAGGCAUGCGAGGUGUGUGGCUACAACGUGCCCAAGCACACCAUAGUGUUCGUGAACGUGUGGGGCAUGGCUAGGGACCCCAAGGUGUGGCCUGACCCUCAUGAGUUCAAUCCAGAGAGGUUCGUCGGGAGGGAGAUUGAUGUGAAGGGCCAGGACUUCGAACUCCUGCCCUUCGGGACAGGCAGGAGGUCCUGUGUCGGAAUGCCGCUCGGCCAUCGCAUGGUGCAUUACUCUCUAGCGUCGCUAAUGCAUUCAUUUGAGUGGAACUUUUCAGCUGAUAUCUUGGAGGACAUGUCGGAGAAGGUGGGGAUCACACUUCAAAAGGCCAAGACAUUGGUCGGGAUCCCGAAACCGCGCUUGUCGGAGUCGGUCUACCGGCAAAAGGAGUAAACAUGUGUGGAGUUGUAUUUUACAAGUGUGUUUGGUUGCACCAAAUUUUAUGAUAUUUCAUGAUUAAUCAGUCUAAUUUGGUGCAGCCAAACACACCCAAAAGCUAGCAAAUGUGUUUUGUAGUUAGACCGGUGCAGCCAAACACACACAAAAGCUAGCAAAUGUGUUUUGUAGUAUGCUUUGUGUGGAAUUAGUGUAUUUAGGAUUUUUCCUUUUGGUAUGUUAUAAGCUGUGGAUUAGAUUUUUAUAAGCAACAAUGAUGAAAAUGUAAUGGGUUUUUGUAA